This is a messenger RNA of Acanthopagrus latus (yellowfin seabream), 745 nucleotides long. RefSeq names its product histone H1-like. Gene Ontology annotation, biological process: nucleosome assembly. Gene Ontology annotation, molecular function: structural constituent of chromatin; DNA binding. The coding region runs from base 71 to 691 and encodes 206 amino acids. The record is from RefSeq and is a predicted model, not a curated record. Lineage: Eukaryota; Metazoa; Chordata; Actinopteri; Spariformes; Sparidae. The transcript has a single exon. Gene Ontology annotation, cellular component: nucleosome.
CUCCUCGCUCUCCACCAGAUCACACACUCUCGUGUUGGAUUGAACUGAGACGAAGCACUCCACUAAUAAAAUGGCAGAAGCCGCUCCAGCUCCAGCCGCCGCUCCGGCUAAAGCAGCCAAGAAGAAGCGUGUGGCCAAACCGAAGACCGGCCCCGGCCUCAGGGAACUCAUCGUAGCCGCUGUCGGCGCCUCCAAAGACCGCAAUGGUAUGUCUUUGGCCGCCCUGAAGAAGAAUCUGAAAGCCGGAGGUUACGACGUGGAGAAGAACAAGUCCCGCGUCAGGAUUGCUGUUAAGGGUCUGGUGGACAAGGGCACCCUGGUCCGCACCAAGGGAACCGGGGCGUCUGGCUCCUUCAAGUUGGCUAAGACGGCAGCUGCUCCCAAAGCCAAGAAGCCGGCAAAGAAACCCGCUCUGAAGGCCAAGAAGCCCGCAGCCAAGAAGACCACAGCGACUAAGAAGCCCAAGACAGCAGCAGUCAAGAAGACAUCUGUCAAGAAGUCACCUAAGAAGGUAAAGAAACUUUCAGCCAAGAGCCCGAAGAAGACAGCCAAGGGCCCCAAGAAGGUAGCCAAGAGCCCCAAGGCCAAGUCCCCGAAGAAGGCACCUAAGAAGCCCGCAACCAAGAAGCCAGUCACAAAGCCCAAGACCGCCAAGCCCAAAGCCAAGAAGGCAGCACCCAAGAAGAAGUAAGCUGUCACCUGUCCGAACUACCGUCCAACAAAAGGCUCUUUUAAGAGCCACACA